GUGUUUCUAGAUAUAUAUUUUGUGGUUCUACUAGAUAUCAAGAAUUGUCUAAUAUUCUUAAUGAUAUUAAUUGGAGAGUUAAAUACCAUUUACAAGGUCAAAAAACCUAUGUUCAAUUAAUACCACAUGAUAUAUCUCAAGAUCAAUAUCUAUUAAUUAGAUAUGCAAAAGAAGCAGCAGCAAUUGCCACAAUUAAAAAUUCUAAAAAACAAGUUCGAAGAUUAAGUUAUCCUCAUGGAGAG
Racocetra persica is the source of this 242-nucleotide messenger RNA. The record is from the annotation of a GenBank genome assembly. Lineage: Eukaryota; Fungi; Glomeromycota; Glomeromycetes; Diversisporales; Gigasporaceae.